AUGAGCUCUGAUAAUGAUAGAUGUGACGCAAGAUUGCGUGAUAGUCGUAAGGAAUCCCCCGACAGAUGGGGCAAGGGAGACAGGCAUGAUAGUGAUGCGGCUACGGAAACCAACAGAAAUGAUCCCCAAUCUAUUCGCUGUCGAGUUUUUAUUGGCAAUCUUCCAUCGGAGAUGAGCAGCAAGGAACUCAAAGAAACUUUUUCUCAAUAUGGCCCUGUGGUAGGCGUAUCAGUUCAUAAUAACUUUGGAUUUGUCCAGUUUGAAGAUGACAAAUCAGCCGAUUCAUCUGUUGCAAAGGAACAUGGCAAAGUUUAUUAUGGCAAGCGAGUAGGUGAGUGAGCACCUCAAGAACUGCUUUGGCAUCCUCAGAAUCUACAAGACUUUUUCUUUUUCAUCUCAACAGUCGCAAGCACCCAUGAAACCAAGGUUUUAUGCAGGAAGGAGCAUGGAUUUUUCUUGGACAAUCCCGGUUUUGCCUUUUUGACCUUUUAUCUCUUUGUACUGUAUUUUUUUUGGUUAUUUGCCUCCAGUACAGAGAGGAGAAAUAUUUUUGUUCAAAAUGGACUCUGCUUUUGUUAAUCAAGAUCUUUAAGUUCCAUUUUGUCUACUGACGUACUGUUAUAAUCGUAGUCCUUGUAUUUCUGGAAGAGUGCCCUUUGUUAGGGUGUAGGAAAGGAAAUAAAUAUACACCAGGGCCUUUAGAAGGCGGUGGUUGCUUCCAAUAUGUGAAUAUCUUCAGGAUUAGAUCCAGGCUGUUUCAAUUUGACAGGGAAGCUGAUGCAUAGUUUUAUCAUCAGCAUUUUUUCAUAACACAUUCUUUUAAAUUGUCUUAGGAAGUGCACCAAAUUCAGACUGAAUUAGAACCUGCAGCACAAAACAGAGAAGUUGUUCCUUUUUACAAGGUGUUUGUCUGGCAGUGGGAAUUAGUCAAGUUUUGAACUUUAGAGUUUGUUCUUUGAAAAGUGCAGUCAAGGUUAUAGUUCAACGUUCUUUCAACACAUUGCAGUUAAAAUCAUACAUCUUGUUCACACACUUGUGACUCGGUACAGUUGGUAUCACUUGCUUUCAACUUCAUUGAAUUGAUUCGCGCAUGGUUUUCUUUUAGCUUGUCCAUUCCUUUUAUUACUUCUCUUAAACUUGUCAUUUGGUUUUCCCCGAUCUACUGUAUCGGAGGCAAAUUGCUAGGUUGUGGUGAUUGCCACAGUUAACAACCAAAGGCAGUAUGGCCUAGACAUCUCAAUUCUCUUUUUAAUCUUAAAAACAGUUGUAUAACAUUUAUAACUUUCUUUGACUGAAGGUUGUGUUUACAGGGAUGUCAGUAAGGAAAAGCUAAGCAGGCCUUUUCAUUAGUCAAGCCAGGGUUGUCAGAAAGUUUUGAAAUAGACGGCUGAGUUGUCAAAGUAAGCGGCCAGUCCAGGGAUAUUUUUUAAAAAAAACACCAUCCAUAAAGAAAUGCCAAGCAGAGAAGCCGGCCUAUACUAACCAAGUAGGUGGUGAUUUUCACUGGCAGCUGGCUACUUUUGACAACCCUGGCAAGCUGGAUUUAUUAGUCAACAACAACUUCAAAACGUUUCCCCAUGUCUUUGUUUUGAGCUGGUGGUAAGCUCUUUUUCAGCCUGUGAAAACAGCUGCCAGCCAGCUCUUGGAGACAUUCCCUUGUUUAUUUGCAGGUCUGCCACCUAAAUCUAAAUCAGCUCUUAGCUGCUCCAGCCAGCUCAUCUCUACACAUUGUACAACAUUCUAGUUCUUGAUGUUUACAAUAUUAUUUCUUUUUUCUUGUAGAUGUUAAUUUAGCUGGAGAUCGAAGAAAACCAAACAAGAUGGAUGACAGACCAAGAGAUAGAGACAGCAGGCCACCAUUUCCCUUCAGGAGAGAACGUGAAUUUGACCGCGAUGGCAGACCAUUUAGAAGAUCUCCACCCCGUGAAAGGCCCAGGUUUGAGGACUAUGACCGGUUCCCCUCACGUUUUGAGCCUCCGUUUGAACGUCGUGGCAGGUCCCCUUCUCCACCUCCACCUCGAAGAAUGGAUGACCGACCGGGUUAUGGUCGGCAUGAUGAUUACUACAUGAGAGACCGUUACAGGGAUGAACCUCCCCACCACAGAGAACCAUACCCACGACAAUCCUAUGACCACAGGGGUGAUGCGUUUGAGCGGGAUCGACGUGAUCCAUAUGACUCCCCAAGGGGACCAUAUCCUGAUAGGCGAGAUGAUCGUUAUGAUCGCUAUGACUCAUAUGGGCGUGAUUAUCCGCGGCCUGACGAUUAUCCAGGUGCAGCUAAGAGACCCAGAAUGGAUUACAAUGACCGUCCUGAAGACUCCUACAGCAGUAGUAAAACCAUUGAAGCACCAACAGACUGUGUCAUAGUAGUGAUGAAUAAACAACAAAGGUGAGUAUUAAUGAUUAUUAACAAAUUGCAUUUAUGUGUACAGACAGAGUACAUGUACACUAGGAACAGGUAAGCCCUUGUUUCCAUCCCUCAAACUGCCUUUUCCUUCUUACUUACACUUCUAUGAAACUUCUCCUGAAGUUUCUGGAGUUGACCUUGUUUUGAUACAACCCUUCCUGCUUUAUGUUUAAUCCAUGUUAUUCUUAUGCUAACUAGUUUUUUCAGCAGUGAUUUUAUUAAGAAAAGGAAAGAGGUGUGUAUCAAAACAAGGUCAACCUCAGCCUCGUGUUCACUCGGAGGCUAGGGUACUAAGCUCAUAACUGUGGAAUGGUCUAUUGCAAGCUACAAAAUUUGUGUAGUGGAAGGAAAGAAAUUCCUUUAAAAUACAAGAUGAUUUUUAUGCGUUUUUCUGUCACUACAUUGUAGUAACGUUACAAUAAGCCUCAUAAAAAUUUAAUGGUCAGUUUAACCAGAGCUUAAUUUUGAUGUUUAACAAAACAACAUUACAUCAUGUUAAGUCUUUCUGAGUUUUGCCAACCAGAACCCCCACAUCCUUGCAUCAUUGUUUGGUGUUAACAUAAUCAUAAAGCUAAGGCUUAUUAGUAAAAUCCAACUAGUGGUCAAUUAUCAAUCCUGCACUCUGAUUGGUUAAUUGAGCUACUACUAGACUAUAUGUUAUAGCCCACCAGCAGCAAAGAGUGCCGGAUUUUUGGCGGCAAAAAGGGAUUUAUGUCUAGCUUUAACCAGCUAAAAGUUGUUUUGUCUCGAUAUUUUUGACCAACUGGUUGGAUUUUACUAACACAAUUAUUCCUCUCGCCCUCAUGGCCUCUGAGUCAAUAGCCCAUUUGGCCUCCGGCCUCAUGGGCUAUUCACUCAGAGCCCAUUCGGGGUCGAGGAAUAAUUGUUAAUUAAUCAUUAGAAUCCAAACUAGCACAUAAACAAACACUUUACACACAAUAUUGGAGACUCAUAGUGGCUUAAAUUAGUCUACAUUGUUUUAAAUCACCAGUCCUUAACGUUUAGAGUCUGUAAGCAGAAACUUUUUUCUAGUAAAUCAGCUCUAUCGUUUGCACUCAAUUUUGCUGUUGUUGGUAGUAUUUUUGUGACCUUCAACUUUCGCAGGUGUGCAAAAUCAACAUGAGAGCUUAUUAGCAGCUGUAGUAACUCUCAUGGUCACAGCUGUCAGUCAUCUCUCGAACAUUAGUGUCAGAGGCAUUUUUACAUUAAUUUACAUUUUGUGUAGAACAGUAUACAGAAAAAUGUAGAUGUAGUUAGUUUACCCACAUUACUUGGAGGAACUUGAAUUUAGUGUUGGUUUUUGAGAAGAGGGAAAACCAUAGUACCCUGACUGAGAAAAAAAGGGGUCUUGAUCAGGCUUAUCAAUUGCUUAAGGCUACAGCUGUAUUCAGUGGUAUAAAAAUAAGUAGAACUUGCAAUAUAUGCAUUUCUACAUUCUACAUAUUUAUGGUCGUUUUUUUUAUUCAGAUUGUCCAGUUGUACACUGUAUGUAGUUCUGAAUAAUACUGUUGUUGACCUGUAGUGACUGAUGUUUUGACAAACUUUUCAGAAGUCAACUUUGGAGUCGAAGCGAGUUGUGUAAUUAAUACCAUGUACACGUACUUGCUUGAUUCUAAAGAUGUCUACUACCACAGUCAUGUUAUCUAGAUGUCAUUUCACUGUCAACAACAGUCCUACAUGUAGUUAGGACUUGCAUGUAUACAAUGUAUGCACACCUGGAUGAACUUAUUAAAUUGUUGAACCUACUUGUGACUGAGAUAGCUUCUGUGUUCAAACCAUUUACACUACACCAUGUUUAUUCAGAGGUUAUGCAGAAAUGGUGGAGAGAAGAUUAAAGGCCUUGGGAUUGGUAGUGGAGCUGCAUUUUCAUGGAACCCAACCAAUUACAGAACUUCUGGAUGACGUGGCUCGUCGUGGUGUGCUGUAUGCCAUUGUUAUAACCAGUCAGCAUGAGAUUCACCGCUCAGUGACGGUCAACAUUCUACAUGGAAAUCCACAAGGUAAAGAUCAAAAUCUCCUUGCAAGGAUAAAGAAACACACCGGUAAGGGGUUCAUGGGCUGAGGAGAAAACUCUAGCUUAACCCUUUAAGCCCCAAUAUCCACAUACAAAUUCUCCACACAGCUCUCUAUACAUAUCCUUAAAGAAUAACUGGAGGGAAUUUUGAUAAAAGGAUCAAAGCAUUUCGCCUUAGGUCAUUAUUUUAUUUAGUCUCAUAAUCUUCUCCCUUGAUCGUGUUUUGAAAUUGUUGGGAGAAAAUUGAUGUUUGUCACUCUUGGGACAAAAAGGUUAACCGUAAAAUAAAUGAAAUGAUAUUACGGAAAGAAGAUGAAAGUGUGAGAGCAUCCACUGCAUCAUUUAUUAACUGACUGUAUAGUGUUAAUAAAAUUAGACAUAUCACAGAAGUGAUUCAUGCUACAGUGUACCUUAAAUAUACAAGUUCGGAAAGUGGUAUUAUAACCCCUCUGUAAGCUCAGCUCUUGGGAUGUAUACAUGUAUUACACUGCUGUGUACACGGUGCAUGGAUGUCGUGCAGUUCAACAAAGGCCUGGCUUACUUUACAUGUAUCUUAGAAUAAAAUCUAAAAUAGAAUGAAGUAUCAUAAUAUUAAUUUAAAUUGUAAAAUGUAUGAUACAUGUACAGCCUUCUGGCUUAACUUGCGAUCAAGUUUUUUUAUGAUGUGUCUAAAUUUUCAAUAGUGCUAUCCUAUCCCAUCACACUCUUGUGAUAUGUGAACUGCCAUUUAUGUGGCUCUCUUUCCUAAGGCAAAAACUGAUUGCAUGAACCUUUGUUUUUUAACCAGACAGCGGCCAAAAAUUAUUGACUAGCAGGGUUCUGCCAUUUAUACAUAUACACUGUAACCCAUAAACAUUGUUCCAUUGUCAAUGUAACCAUGACAACUGCUGGACUCCUGUCAUUUUUUUUUCUGUGAAUUUAAGUGAAAUCUGCUACAGUAAAAUGCAUGUAUUGCAGCCUUCUAGGAGCCCAACUUAAACAAACUGCAGAACUUUAUUUUCUCAUCAUGAUUACUAGUAAGAAAAUUAUAACAUUACCUGUACACUUCAUUAGUGUUACUCGUGACUACCUGUCUAUGUAUGUACACGAGUGUGUGCUAACAGUGUCAACUCAGUUUUAAAUUUGUUUAUUGCAAUCUUAGUUGUUUCUGUACUUUGUGCACGUGUACAGUACUGUGCAGUCCAUUACUUUUGGGUGAACAAAACCAUGCAAAAUGCAGUGGUGCAGAGCAAAGCAGUAAAGUGAUAUAUAACGAUACUAUUAUUAACAUUGGUUAUUAUAAAGAAACUUUGACAAAGCUAACAACUUUCUUUUAACAGCUAAAUUUUGCAGCUUUUUAUUAUUGAGGAAACUUCUUUGAACCUGCUUGAGCAAGCCCUUUCACCUGUGAAGCUGCCACCUGACUUAAAUUUGCUCUUAUGAAUAUGCUCUUAAAACGUUUUUACCAUGGCCAUUUUUGUUCUUUAUACUACUCAUUUUUUCACCCAUUCCAGGGAGGAUUUGCUCUGUUGGAUGACUCCCCCCCAGAUGUCAAAAGACCUCAAACCACCCUCCCCCCCUCCCUGUAAGCUGAUAACUACAAAUAAUCCCAAACCCCAAAUUAUGACAUGGAAAUAGCUUAGGAUAUUAUGUGAACUCUUACAUGAAGUACAUACCAUCAAAAUUCGCUUUUAUCAGUAAUAACGAAAUUAUCUUGAAUCACUCAGUGAUGAAAUAAUAUCUGAAAAAUGCCCCAGAAACCAUACUAUGAAUAAAAAAUCGAGAGAAGAAAUGAGACUCCCAGAUAAUCCGGGAGAGUUGGGAUAUUUGUAUUUGUAUAUGCCAGAAACUGUGCUGUGAAUAAAAAUAUUCGCAUUUUGAAGAAAAAUUGGACUUCUGGGUAAUCCAGGAGCAUUGGCAUAUUUGUUAUUAUGAUUUAUUAUUAUUUCUACUGUUAUUAUUGUUUAUUUAUUAUUAUGUUUACGCUUUUUUUAUACAGUGAAAACGUAAUCAUUCAGUAUUACACUUCCAGUCAUUUUGGAAGUAUAAAACGGAAGAUUUACCUAAGAAACAUUCAUCUUAUCAGUUUAUUAUUAUGCUCUUAAUAUAUUAAUAUAUUACAUAUUAAUAUAUUAAUAUAUCAUAUAAGAUUACUUAAGAACCGUAUGUCAUCUUGCUUACUGAUUUAUUACUACCAUUUUUGUACUGAGAAUCACAACCAGGGAACAGUUUUGGUGUAAAAGUUUGUAAAAUGUUGUUAUGUCUGUUUAUACUGGAGCACCUAUACUAUAUCACCCACACUGUUGGUUAGUUUAUGUAAUGUACAUUCCCCUCUCUAGGUUUUUAUAAUAAUUAUGUGAUAAUUUAUUUAAACAAAACAAUGCUCCCAUUUUAUAAACCUUAGGGACAAUUUUUAUCAAACCAAGAUUUUGGCACAUUUCUGUUAAAUAAUGUAUUUGUUUCAAAUUAUUUGUUGGUAACAUGCUACAUUGACUAUUGUGUCAUGUAAUUAUAACACAAGACAUAUUGUCAACUGGGACAAUUAAUUUUAAUUGUUUUAUUUACAUAGGUCCUGCAGGAAGUGUUUUUUGCUUCCGCUUCAGUUUGUGCUUUGUGAUGGGUAUUGUGUCCCUUCUAGCUCGAUAGUAAACUUUUAUUAACAAUUGAAACUCAUCCUUUUAAGAAAGGCACACCUUCCUUUUUUAACGAUGCUUUAUGGUAUUACCCCUAGUGCUUGAGUCAGUAGUGCACCAACCAUCAGUUACAAUCCAAAAUUAAUGAAAAAGUUAUCUGAUAUCCCUAGAAGUAUUGUUUGUGUUUGACAAAAUGCUGAAUAGUACAGUGCAGGCCCAAACUAAGCAAACAACGCAAGUGCAAAGUAGACACACGUAUGGGUCAGCUCGGACAUAAGUACUCUUCAGUGCUGACUAGCAUCUGUGUCAGCUUAUAGACGUCAGUCGCUAUGACAACUUUGCUUGCUUGUUCUAAGGAUAUGAGAGACUAAAACUGUGAUUAAUUGUGAUUCUAAAAUUUGGCCGACAUUGCUCAGCAUCCCACUGUUAGGUGUAAUUGUAAUUCUAGGUUCAUACACCUGAAGGAUCCCAGCCGUUUUCUUAAGAGCUUAAGACCAGAGCCAGCAUAUUUAACAGCAGCAAAAUCAGCAUAAAAUAAAACAAAACUUGCAUACAUGUACAGGAGAAUCAAUAGUUCACGCUUUCCUGCUGAUUUUUUGUGUUGGUCAUUGUGUCAUUUACUGCCUCACAAUAAUUUCAUUCUCAGUCGAGUUUUGACAUGCAUUCUUACUAUAGUUAGUGUACAUAUAUAGUUGUGACUUAAAUUCACCAUGGGCAAAAAAAAGUUGACACUCACCCCUACACACACAAAAAAAUAAGGGCAAGUAAAUAAUAAAAUGAUGAUAAUUAUUAAUAAAUUACAGUAAUUGAUCCCCCCCAAAAAAAUAGUCAUAGCUAAACCUCAGCUACCCAAGCUGUAAAAGCUAGUACAGCAAACAAAUGUCUAAACGAAAAGUAAAUACAAUAUCUGUAUAUAUCUGUAUAUUUAAGUACAUUAAUUAAUUUUUAAGAACACAUUUUGGACAUGACAUUGAUCAACUUUUCCCACUUGCUAAGAUGUUUAUUGGACGUGCUCCCUUUCCUGAGAAUAAUUUAGAGUUCAAUGUUGCAAAUAACAGGGCUCGAAAUUGCGACUGAUAUGGUCCCGAAUUCAUAUGACCAACAUUUUUUCCUUGGCGACUGAAAAUUCUGGUUUAGUCACCACUUUGGCGACCAGAUUUCUCUAUUAUUUAGAUUUAAAGUAAAAGAGUAAAGGUAAAAGUAACAUUUCAUCUUAUCUUGCUUUGCUUUCGUCAUUAAAAAAUGUGCCAAAUCGCACCUCAAAGCCAGUAUACUUCCAAAUUUAUACCCACCUCUGUCUGUGAUAUUUUCAAACAAUUAAAUCUGAUAGAUUGCGCCAUACGAUGAGCUGCAUCACUUACAUUAUACAAACUGGCAACUAAGAAUUUGCAUCUGGCGACUUCUCUUCUCCAGUUGGUCGCCAAAAGGCGACCUGAGGAUUUUUUAAAUUUCGAUCCCUGAUUAAUAUGCCUGGUUCAGGCAAUGAACCCCCUGAAUGGAGGGUAUACCCUUUUCUGAUUAAUAUUAUUGUAACACUUUCCCAAGAAACCAAGUUUGAUUAAUUAAAAGAAUAUGAAAUGUACCGAAAAUUAUAUCCCCUUCUUGUAAAUUCUCAACAAAGAUAUUAUAAUCUCACAACCAGGACAAGGAAAAGUGUAUGUGGGAUUCAAGUUCAACUUGGCAGAAAGCACAUCAAAGUGAUUAAACCAUGCCAAAACGAGAAAGUUUCUCAUUCGUAAAUACAAUAUGGAUUAACAUUUUGAACUGAAAUUGCUUCCGUUUGGAUUGUGAUGUUGUUUGAUACCAAUUGAACUUUUUUUUUCCCAGUCAAUGGUUAAAUGAGGGUACUUUUACAGAUACAGUGUAGUGUACAUAUACAGCUGUGAAUCAAAGUUAAUUAUUUUACUGUCUCUCCUUUGAACAAAUCUUUUCAAAAAUUGACAGUGUAAGUGGCUUCUACAGGGAAGCUCAACAUAGCAGCCUUUACAUCCUCUUUUCUUACAUUCUGUUUUGACUUUGAGUAAUUGAACCCCAAAGAUGUGUUGUUAAAGCAAGUUUAGUUUAUUUAUUUCCUUGAACAUUUAGUCUUAGCAAACAUUAUUUUGACCAAAAAUAUUAGCUGGCAGCAUUGCCUAUUUGGGGAAGAUUCCUAAUUCUCUGAAACACUGUUUCUCUUUCAUGUACAUACCAUUUAUUUUUGUAAUUCUAAUAUACUCAAUUUUCCCAAGCUCUUAAUAUAUGUUUAUGUUAAUAACAGGGUUAACAUGCGAUUAAAGUUAAGCCUGAUUCACCCUUUUAGCAUAAUGUUAACAACAAAAUGACGUAAACGUACAGAAACGAAAAGAAAUAGUUUAUUAGUUUCUUAUGGAGGGAACCGUUUGAUGAGUCAUGGAGUUCAUCUUGCAGAAUCAGUUGAACUGCAAUGAAUGCACCUGGCCGACAUUUUGGCUUGCGAUAUACUGUUUUCACAAGUUGAUUUCUGUCGGUAAACAAAUAAGUAUGAAUUUAAGAUAAGAAAAUGGAUUCUUUAUUUCUUGAAAAUGUUGGCACUUACGUAAUUCCUUACAAAUCAGUGGUCCUGAAGAAAACUAGAGAGUGUAAAAAUUAUUCGUAAAAGCUGAAAUUCUAAUAAUGAAAGGACGUGGCAGUAAUAUUAAAAGCUAUUUGCCAAUUUAUAAUAUAAAAAGACUGUAAAGAUAUAACAGGUACUACCGGUUCUUACAAAGACAAUACUAGUGGACUCAUAUAUAAUAUAUACCUUCCCUUUUCUUGGCAAGAAAGGUUCCAGUUUAUAGGUAAUGUUGUCAAAUAUAGAUGUCUGCUUUUGUUGGCAUGACAGUAUCGUGGUAUUACGUUAUUCUUGGAAUUUCUUUUUACCGUUUUUUCCUUCCACUUAUUAUUAUGAUUCCACUUAUUAUUAUGAUUAUUAUUGUUAUUGUCAUUAUUAUUAUUGUCCCUUUAUUGUAGUUGUUUUUGCAAUUUUUGUAGUAAGCAUUGUUGCUUUUACUAUUAUAUCCCUCUCUAUUUCAGUUUAAUUCUUAACUUAUUUGAUCCUAGAAGUACCAGGUCCAAACAUGGACCUUGGUCACCAAAGAGUUCACUUCAUUGAUAGAACCCCUGUGAGGGUUCUUGUUGUUGUUGUUGGUACUUUUUUUAUACUAGGCUGCAUGGGCAUUCUUCCGCACUGGGGUUGGGUGUGUUUUUUUUGGCUGAGCAAAAAAUCUCCAUUAUAAUAAUGUUUUUCUCUGAUAUCCACAUUAAUUUGUAUUGUAUUUUCUUCCUAUUUCAACUGAGUUAACGGGUUUGGUUUACGCAAUGUAGAUCUUAUUUUGUUGAUGCACUGAAUACAUGUACUUUACAGUGUUUAUUGCCUCCUGGGAAGAUUGAAAUGAACUGUCAAUACCACGGUUCAAGUACACAAACUCUGCAUUCGAGUACACCAAAACUGCACAAUGACAAGUCAUUUUCUUGAUUUUUUUCUCGGGCGUUUGCCCCCCAAAUUGUCCCAAAAAUUGCGGGUGUUGCAUAAAACUUUUUUUUAUGGGAAACAUAGCACGUUAAUUUGCGAGACCUAAGUAGGUGCCGUAUCCUUGCUACUGAGAAGUGAAAAAAAGUUUCUUUCUUUACGUACAUGAUUUCAUUGUAAUCCGCUUUGUUUACCUCUGAUGUACACAACCUCUCAUGUAGCCGUCGUUAAGAAAGAAUAAGAAGAACAAACAUUUCUAGUAGAUAUUGAAGUAAAAUAACGACUGCAUGCAAACCUUAUUUCAAUGAGACGCGUAAAAGUGUUUGAAACCACUAGACACAUUCUUCACUCACUCAUCGUUAGCUUAAAAAAAUAGAGGGAGUCGUCAAUAAAGUAUUAUAGCAAAGUUACGUGUGAGCACGCAAGUUACCACGUAAAACUGAAACUGCGUUCCAUGCAACACCCGUAAUUGUACCCAUAGCAGAUUCGUAAGUGACCUACUUAAGUGAGCACUAAAGUGCAGGUCGUAUGCAACCGGGCCGAGGCCCCAACCAAAUCCGCCACAUCUUUAUCACUGUUAUCGUAGCAAGUCCACGUUUUUUUGCAGACAUCAAUUUCCGUCAUCAUUUUUAUGUUCACACUGAAUUUUUUUUUUAUCGUUGUUGUAAUAUGGUUAUAUGUCGCAAUGUCGCAGAAAAAAGAGAAUUGGGAGGGGUAAAAAUCCAAAAUUUUCUUCCCUUUCUUUUGUUGUGUAAGUGAUCGCUUCAGACAGGACAACCCUGGCAUUUCUUCCUUCCAGCAUAUUCUGUCUUAUUCUGAUUCUUUUCAUUGACAGCUUCUGGGCACGGAAAGACGGGAGGUUCUGUUGGCAAAACUGUUGGGACAUUAUUACCUUUCAGGAUUUGUCCUUUUUAUCUAUUUUUAUCUGAAUCCAGCUUUUAGUCCAAGAGUUUUUUUGUUUUUUUUCAUUAACGUGUCCCCCUGUUCUGCUUACCGGUAUAUAUUUUCUUCAAAAAGUAUGGAAGCUUCCUUGGAUUGUAUGCAGACUUUAGGUUUUGUCAGGGUGAAAAAGGAAGUGGGUAAGGGAAUUAGAGAGAGAGAGAGAACUGUUUCAAAGUAAUUGUCAAAAGUGCAGUUCUUGUUUUAAAAAAAUAUGUGAAACUCUAAAAAUUAACUUUUUAGCCCCCAAAGGCGUUCUUUUCUUAAUUGGUUGACCUCUAUGAUAGCAACAGCAGAAAAAGUUCCAACUGAAAAUUAGUUCAAGAACCAAAGCAUGAACAAAAAUAAAACAGACCUUUCGUAAUUGGCACAGAAGCCAUUAUUUUGAUACUCCAGCUGUGUAAUUGUCAACUUGUAAAUUUGCUGGCAGUAGAUGUGAUCGAUGACCACGUUCACAGGAAUGCCAUAGCUUUUCAACCUUUUGCUAUGUUAUUUCUUGUUUCACCUUCCAACCCAUUUUAUCUCCAUACAGAGCAUAGAAACAUGCCUCUAGAUGAUGCUAUGAGACUCGUGGGACAAAAUUUCGAUCAAUACAUGCAAGACCUUCGUGAGCGAGCGAAAUCUAGCAGCACCCAAGAAAGUAGCAACACCAAGACAACGGCCCCCCAGGAUACCGUGAAGUCGGACAUCACGUCACUCCUUAGUAAGGCAGCCAGUGGUGAAGACCUUUCGGCAGAUCAGCUAACAAAGCUGAUUGACAAUUUGUCUAAACGACAAGAACAAAUUUUGGGAGACUCUACAGCAGCCAAUGGCAAGGGAGGUAAUGACGCAACAUAUUCUUUUCCUGCCCUCAACACAGUUCUUCGCGAAAGACAAUCUUUUUAUUUCGGUUACUUAUUUUUUUUCCUCGCAACUGUUCAAGGGUAAGAAUACAGUCUGUUCAAGUACAAGUGGAUAUGAUCACAUUAGCGUGUCAUUGCGGGCGGUUAACGUUUGUUUUAUUAUACUGUGCGCGUGACUGGUCCUUAGCCAAAACUACUUAAUUUUGUUGCAAAAAAAAAGUACGUCAUUGCUAAAACAUUUUCCGCCAUAUACACUACUAUAAUUGAAACCGUCUGUGAUGCACAUGACCUUAGUAAUGUUUUAGCGUUACAAAAAGCGUGCAAAACUACUUCCUCAGAAAGGAGUCACUGGGUUGUUUCAAUUAAACCCUGGUUGAAUCCUCUUAUGGUCAAUAGUACUGCAAGUUCGUUGAAUUGAUUAUAACGUGGACAUUUUCCAGUUCUUAAUGCAAAGGGAGUGUCACAACAAUACAAAAGAAAUAUCUAUGACAUACCACUACCAGUUCCACCUGCUCUUUUCACAAACAACUGGUUUAAAUUAUUUACUCUUAUUUUCAAAUUGCACGUUUUGAAUCAUUCCACCAGCGAAUAGUUAAACAAUAAUACUUCUCUCUCCCUCCAGUAAAAGUAAAAAGGAAGUGAAAAUGCUCCUCGAUUGAAAAGAAAAAGAAAUGCGUUGAUAAACGUCUAUAGACUUAAUUUUGUCCAAUAAUGGCAACCACCCGGCUUUUUUGCGGUCAGGUCUUUUCACGGUUACUUUGGACGUGACAAACUAGGUUCUUUUGUUAUUGUUCUGUAGGAACUUCGCAAAUGUUUGUGCUCUUAUUUGAAUCUAAUGAUUAUUACUUGUACUUGAAGUCGAGUUCUCUGUUUUCUAUCGUCAGUUUCUAUUCACACGCAAACGAAGUGGGUUUUUUGCAUUGGAUCUAAAAGUUGCAGUUAAAAGUAUCACAAAUUAAGGCCACUAGGCAUGACGGAAAUCGUCAUCCAUUGGCUGUUUUUGCUUUUUACGUUCUUUUUGCUCAAUUAAUAGUUACUCAUUGUUCAUCUUGGUCCAUUUGCACCUACUUUCUCGCCAGGCGUUACAGUUAGUCAGUCCAGUCAGCCAGCCGUGGAUCCUCAGUCCAUUGCCAAACAACAAGCUGACCUACAAGCGAAGAUAUUAAGCAUUUUGAAUCCUGGUGGUGGUGCUAAAACCGGCAGUAUACAGAACUCUGGUAGCCUGGCAUCUCAGCAAACACAAGGUGCUGUCACUGCACCUGCUUCCCAAGGUGCUGCGAAACCAGCAUCACUGAGCACCACAGUGAAGCCAAUAUUUCCACUGUAUCCAACGCAACAGAAACCAGCUGCUCUUGCAGCUAGCACUGCAGGGUCAACAGUCAAAGCUCCUGUGGGCACCGCAGCAACAAAGCCUUUGUAUUCCACUCCAUCGAACCAAGCGUAUAAGACGGCGUCACCGUACAGAGCCACUGCCCCUGCAAACUCCUAUAAUGCAAUUGCAACUGUGGCAGGAAAUCAAGCAGGAUCGUAUCAGGUCAGCAAGCCAGUGUCCCAAAACACGUAUACAUCAGUGUCGAACCAAGCUACUGCUGCUUCUGCUUCAAGUGCUGCGUAUGGUGUGAAGGCAUCUACUGGCCCGGCAUCCCAAUCCAAUUGGUUACAGAGGAUUAGUCAGCAAUCAUCAGGCACUUCUGCAGCAAUCCCUGUGGUUUCUAAAGUCAGCCCUGGUGGAAAGGCCAUUACAACAGCUGUGGGGUCAAGACCUGGUGUUAACUCGGCACCACGUGCUGUAACGCCAACUGCAGUCGGUGGCGUAAGACCAAUGCCCACCGCAGGUGGCCAGAUGAGAACUCCUUCUCCUGGUUUGCUUGGGCCGCCUCCUGUAGGAACACCGAGGUUUAGACCAUCUGGAGUUGUAAGGACUCCAACAUCUUCAGGGACGCCGGGCGUGCGGAUGGUUGCUCCGAGAGGCCCUUCACCAGUUGGUCGGGGCGUGGUGAGGACGUCUUCCCCGGCCGGUUUACAAGGUCAGACUGUUGCUUCUCGAGGAGGAGCAAUCUCAGUUCGAGGUGGAGUUGCUGGUGCAGGUGGUACCUCUGCCACAGGUCGUGGAAGUUUUGCCACUCAAGCCACUACCCCAAGAGGUGGUUCUGCUCAGCGAGGUGCUGUUAUUGUUCGUGGCACUCCUACUCCUCGGGGUGCUACCCGUGGUGUCCCAGCUACUCGUGGUGCCCCAUCUACUCGUGGUGUGCCUCUAGCUCGUGGUGUGCCUGUGUCUCGUGGUGCUCCUGCCACUCGUGGGGCUCCAGCACCUCGUGGUGCUCCUGUCUCAUCCAGUGGCGCUCGUGGUACCCCUGUUACUCGUGGUACACCUUAUUUGCGCGGUGCCCCUACUGGUCGUGGUACUCUGGCGACUCGUGGCUCUCCCAUAGGUACAAUAACCUCCAAUCGUGGUGCUCCUCGAGGGAGGCCAAUGAUGCGAGGCGGACCUCCAUAUCGUGGUGGGGGACGUGGCGGAUAUUGAUAAACAUAAUAGGGAUGCUGAACGUUUUUUAAAGCGUGCUUCAGGAACAGUGAUUGUUGUAUUGUUAGAAUAUUUUUUGGCCUUCAUUUUCCGUGUAUUCUGCCUCUGGGGCGUUAAAAUGCCAAAUUUCAUGGAAUUUUUACACAUCUUGCAGUUUUAAGAUACUUACCAAAACGUUUACCGUGGCUGUUAUUAGAAACUUGCUCAACGACAGUUUCAUGUUAAUUUUAGUUCGCAAUUUUUAUCGUCUUGUUUGUUUUUAUCAAACGGACUGUCCUUUAGUCUAAUUUUCGAAAUGCAUUUGUAAUAUCUUCUUCAAGUGAGAAAGUCUUUCGCCGAAGAAAUGUAAUAGUGUUGUUAAUCGGGUUUUAUGUCGCUCGUAGUAAUACCAUAAUUAAAUUUAGACAAUGGCAAUGCGUAUGAUGUUUGCAUAAUUCUUUUAGUUUCCUUAAACCACAACCUGAAAAUUAGCGCAUUGAAUGCGUGUGUAAUGCCAUAGUUUGUACGUCAGAGUCGCUGCUAUUUACUUGAAUCUUUAUGGAUUAAAAAAGAUUGUUAAGUCACGACAAGUGUUAAAGGUUAAAUUGCACAAAACUGUUUUUCUCACAGAGGGCAGCACAAGUGUGCACCUGAUUGUAUUGUAUAAGCGAUAUCAAAGAAUAUUUCUGUGUCUGACCGAGAAAAAUCCACGCAAAUGUCCAAGUUGGACAGGCCCUCUACUCCUACACCCACUGAAUGUCCAGGCUGUGUAGGCAUGAAUGUGGUUAAUGAGUUAUAGAAUAGACCAUUUAACAAAGAGUUAAAGGCCUCUGCUAACGACAAAGGUCAAGGGGCAGCAUUCAAUUAAAUCUACCUGGGGCAGUGACGGGAUUAUAAUGGAUAUUGGUUGUUAAAGUACUUGGCUUAUUGGCGACAAAGUGAUCACUUAAAGUAGGAAAACAGCCAAACUAAGAAAGUGUUGGAGAUGUGUUUAACUCGGGGUCGAUUCGUUUUCGAUUGCGUGAAAAGCAUAAAUUAUACUGCGGCGGCAUCUCGGAAAAGUGGUACGGUUCUAAAUACAAGUGUGCGAGAUUAAGAAAAAUCCGGAAGGAAGAUAUUAAUAACGACAUAAGUUACUACUUAAAAGUGUAAGCUCGUGUGUUUGCAACACAGGUAGCUCACCAAAGGUUUUGAGGGCUGCGAAAUCAAAAGUUCUUCGUAAAUUUAGAACAGUAUUUGUCGCUUCGUCGCCUUCCGGUUUUUUUUUAGCUUCCUCGAAGUCAGAGGAUAAAAAUACCCUUUUGUUAACAAGUUGUGAAAACAAAUUGUACCUCAUUGACGUGGUUGAUCGUUGGCGGUUUGGUUGAGUGUCGA
Messenger RNA from Porites lobata, 16157 nucleotides. Lineage: Eukaryota; Metazoa; Cnidaria; Anthozoa; Scleractinia; Poritidae. The record is from the annotation of a GenBank genome assembly.